UCGAAGACGCCAAGUUAGAGCAAAGACAAAGUCAGCUACCUGCUUCCGGCGACUGCUACUGCUCCAUGGCCUUCACCGUCACGAAGACUUCCGAGGGCUACGUCCGGCCGGCGGAGCCGACGCCUCCGGGAUCGCUGACGCUCGACUGGAUCGGACGAUACCCGACCCACCGCGGCCUCGUCGACUCCCUCCACAUCUACAAGCACGGCCAGAACCCCGCCGAGGUCAUCUGCGAGGCGCUGGCCCGGGCCCUGGUCCCGUACUACCCGAUCGCCGGCCGGAUCGUGCAGUCGGAAGGCUGCGAGCCCCGGAUUGAGUGCACCAGGGAGGGCCUCUGGUUCGUGGCCACCUCCGCCAACUGCAGCCUCGCUGACGUCAACUAUCUGGAGCGCCCCAUGAUGCUUGAGCAGAACGACAUCCUACCCUACACCGAACUCGAGACCAGUCCUGCCAAUACCUUGAUGAUGAUUCAGGUUACUGAGUUCACAUGUGGUGGGUUCCUCAUUGGUCUAAGGUUCAACCACGCAUCCGCUGAUGGCUUAGGAUCGGCACAAGUCAUUUCCGCCAUUGGUGACCUUGCACGAGGCCUUCCAGAGCCGACCAUCAAGCCGGUUUGGAACCGGGACAGUUAUCCCAAUCCAAAGAUCAAACCUGCUCCACUCCCCGACUUGCCCAAGUUGGCCCUGGAGUACUCUGCAGUCGACUUCCCCACGCACUACAUCAACCAACUGAAGAAACAGUACAUGGAGCACAGCAAUGGCAAAUGGUGUUCAACCUUCGACAUCAUAAUUGCCAAGGUUUGGCAAUGCCGCACCAGGGCUAUUUAUUCAGACCCUGAUGUCAAUAUCCGUAUGUGUUUCUUCGCGAGCUCUCGUCAUAUUCUGAAGAUCGAAAAGGGCUACUAUGGCAACUCAAUCUUCCCUGUGAAAGUAUCGACAACGAGUGGGAAGGUUAACAACUUGUCAGUCGUCGAGAUUGUGGACUUGAUCAAGGAGGCCAAGGACCAGAUGGCAGUCGACGUCUUGAAGUGGGCUAAUGACGAGUUCGAGGUUGAUCCCUUUGGCAUGACAUUCAACUACGAAACCAUAUACGUUUCCGAUUGGACUAAGCUCGGGUUCUCAGAAGUGGACUACGGAUGGGGGGCUCCGAUGUAUUGCGGACCAUUCACCAACAACGACUACAUUGCUUCCUGCAUUCUCUUGAAGGCACCAGCGCCAUUCGAGGGUGCCCGGCUGAUAGCCAGAUGCGUUUCCAAGGAGCACAUUGAUGCAUUCAAUGAGCGAGUUAACCGAUUCGACUAAAGAAGUUUCGAUAGUGAAAAGAGUUGCAAACUUGUAUGAGUGUCAUGAGACACUCAAACUUUUAUUCAUGUUCCUUGGUUGUGUAAUGAAUUAUUCUGUCACUUCUUUAUUUUUUGACAUAUUAUUGGUGACUGUUUUAUUUCCUGCAUUAA
Messenger RNA from Zingiber officinale, 1453 nucleotides. RefSeq names its product acyl transferase 9-like. NCBI's taxonomy places the organism in Eukaryota, Viridiplantae, Streptophyta, Magnoliopsida, Zingiberales, Zingiberaceae. The transcript has 2 exons. The coding region runs from base 66 to 1301 and encodes 411 amino acids. The record is from RefSeq and is a predicted model, not a curated record.